Messenger RNA from Anneissia japonica, 739 nucleotides. RefSeq lists its product as uncharacterized. Lineage: Eukaryota; Metazoa; Echinodermata; Crinoidea; Comatulida; Comatulidae. Gene Ontology annotation, cellular component: membrane. The record is from RefSeq and is a predicted model, not a curated record.
GAAAUUGUGUUCUGUGUUGUAUCGGCUAUUUUGGUUCUAGCCGGGUCUGCAUGCCUAGCGUCUGAGAUUCACAAAAAACAAGACCAGCAAGUCGCAGCCUGUGUGCUCGGUUUUACAGCGUUUGUUCUUCUGUUGGCGGAAUGUGCUUUCCUGUACCGUACAGCCAACUCUGUUUCUUUGUAAUUCUCUGUAUUUAGCAACUUUUAAUCAUGAAGUAUUUUUAUGAUGAUAUUUGGACUCCAUUAUGCUAAUCAAUACUUAAAACAUGCCAUUCAUGUCGCCUGAAAAACGACCAAACUGAUUGCAAAACACUUUAUUUGAGUUGAUGUAUCUUGUUCCUGUUUUACUUUUUUUAUUUGCUAUUACUAUUUCAUGUCAGUGCACUAUAGGCCUACUGCAUCAGUUUACAUGUAAAGUAACGUAGGUCUGUAAGCAAAGGUUACGCUAAUCUUUGUUGCCAAGUAAAUAUAGUUUAACCAUAUCCUAAAAUAUUGAUGUAAUAAUUUUGUAAUUAUUAGGUUUAAGUUGUGUUCCAUGUUCUGCCUGUAACCCCUUACUCGGAUGUUGGAUAAAGGUUCAGAGCCAUAUAUAUUUUGAGAAUGGCGCCCUCAUGAUGGAACCAGUGGCGUUUUGUAAGGCCUACACUUCGUAGUUGCUAAAUACCACGAUUUCAAGGAAGGUGUGGCUUCUUAGUGUGACGUCAUGAAUAAUUAUAAUAAUAAUGAAGCAGUAGUAGUCA